AAGCUCCGGGUUAUGAUGAGUAUUGGAGGGUGGUUGUGUGUGAUCUGUGGUCUGGCAGGGCGUGCUGCUGGGCGCCGUGGUCCGUGGUCCGUGGCCGGCGCUAGGUCGUCGGUCGUCAGUGGUCAGUCCAGUGCUCGGCGGCGCGCGGGUCGCCCGUGUGUCAUGUUGUCUCUCGCGUUGCUGCUCUGCGCGCACGCUUCAGUUGGUUUUGGAGACAUCGAGCGAUCCCAUUAUGAUACCAGAAGUGUGAGAGCGUCGGGUAAGUCGUUAGCGGAGACAGAGUCUGGUUGUUACUACGAAGGCUCCUGGUUCGUGGCGGGGGCGGCGGUGAGGACCCGUGAAGCCUGCUUGUCCUGUGCGUGUGCUCGGGGCGCUCUCUCCUGUCGCCGGCGCUCCUGUGCUACCCCGCCAGAACCUCCAGUACAGUGCUCCGUGGUUCACCGACGAGGAGAGUGCUGUCCUGAACUCCACUGUCCAAAUAGAAUAACUUACUUGGAUGAUGCAGCAUCAACAAGAUCUGAGAAUUCAUAUAUUGAUAUGCCGUCUUCCAUCGGUCAUGUGUAUCCAGCCUGCGUGGAAGGAGGCACGGUGUACGCGGCGGGGUCUGCGAUGACCUCCAGCCUGGCCUGCGAGCAGUGCUUCUGUUUGGGCGGCAGGAGACGCUGCGUGAGACCCCGCUGCCUGCCGCCGCCCCCCGGCUGCUCGGCCCGCCCUUCCUCAGGAGCCUGCUGUCCACAACGAUAUUAUUGUCUACAUGGAGAUAAUAAGCCUCCCAUUGAAACUGAUUCUCAUGAUUGUUUAACCCCUACUGGUAAAUGGAUUCAGGAAGGCGGCCGAGUCAAGGAAUCUGAAAGCUCAGAUUGUGUCCAAUGCUUUUGUCUUCAUGGUUCCAUCCGUUGUCAGCAUCUGUCAUGUGCUCCGAUGUUACACGGCUGUAAACCCCUGGUCCAACCUGGACAAUGUUGUGCCCAUCAAUACAUGUGCGAUCAUAACAGAAAUGGAACAACGUUAAAAAAUUUGAGUCAAGUCCGACAAAAUGUACUUUUACCUUUGAAAGAGGAAAUUCGAUCGUUUCAUACUUCAAAAUCAGCUAAGAGAGAGACCACUCUCAGAGCAAUGGAGUCUGUAAGCGAAAAAAGUACCGCUGCUGUGACGGUUACUAAAGAAGAACCUAUUAAAAGUACUGUAAAAGUAAAAAGAAAAAUAGAUGAAAAUUUGAGUAAUGACACAGUGGCAUCAGAAAGAGUUGAUACAACCAGAGUGAUGGGAGUGGAGACCACCCAAAAUAAUAAUGACAUUACGUCAACUACCACUCCCGAACCCACUACUGAGGCGACAGAAGAAUUAAUGACAGAACAACCCGAAGGAUCAGUGAGAGUUAUAAUAAAUGGCACCAUCAACUGUACCGCGGAACUAUCGUCAACGUCUUUGUUCCUAAAUGUUACUAACACGAAUGACACGAUCUGGAUACACAACGAUGUGCAGCCUCGCAUACCACUCAUAGAUCAAAUAGAGAACUUGGACCACACAUUCCCCCCAAGUGAUAUUAUUACGGAGGGGAACCACGAUGCUAACUUUGACGAAAACGAAACCUUUACAGUAAAUGUAACUUCUUCUCUUCAUACUAACAGCACUCGUACAACACUAUCGACCGUAUCGUCGACAGCUCUCCCUAAAACGAUCCUCCCAGCCUUAAUCGGAGCUGUUAAUAUUUCUAAAACAAAGAAAAACGAGUAUGAUUACGAUUAUACGGAACCUACGCUGCCGCCGUCGUUACCUAAUUUGAAGAUCAUUCCAUUUGUAGCUGCUGACGCGGUCGUUGAUAGUGAUAUGUCACCUAAAGAAAUGUCCAACUAUCCACCUUUAACGAAAGAUGACAAAUUUCCAGUUUACUAUCCGUCUAAAGACUCGAAAGAGACAGUUUAUGAAACGCACAGAGAGGACGUUUACAAUUUAACGCAUUAUUCAAUGUUUGCUCCUGCAAAAAAUGAACCUCAAUAUCCGGGCAUAGUACAGGAUGAAGAUGAUGUCAAUAUCGCUUAUCCGAGAUUAUCUGAUGACGUAGGCUCAGACGUCCACGAGUACACAGUAUCUGCAUCUUUCGGGAAUCCCAGCAAAAUAAGUUCCAGCAUCGUCAGCGAACCGAGUCUAACAUCAAAAUUUGAUAUGAAGUCCCCAGAUGUAAAUUUAUUUUCACCUCCUGUAGAAACAGAAGGAGGUUUCGUUCCCAAAGACCCGGUGCUCAUUGAUGACUACUACACGCCAUAUCAAAGUACCUCAUCUGCAAUCAUACCUCACUUAACAACGUCCAUGCCAUUGAAUACGAAAGAUGAAUGCCUAUCAGACGAUGGUCGACCGGUGCCUGAGGGUGAGUCAAUCAAUAUUGAAUGUUCCAUCUGCUCCUGUAUGUGGGGAGAACUUCACUGCUCUCCGCGACCAUGUCACACGCCACCUGGCUGCAAAAGACUGAUGAUUAAAAAGAACAAUGUUGACUCAUGCUGCGGAAAAUUAAUUUGUGAUCAAGAUGACAAUAUUCCAAAGGUUUCUAAUACAUCUACUCCAGGUUUUCAAGAGAGUUUUAACGAAACAUUUAGCACAAUAUUUGAAGAUAAAAACAACAUAAACGUCACCCAAAAAGAACAUCCAACAGUUGAUGAGGACGUAAAUAAUGACAAUAAAACAAUACACAAUGUGACGGAAAACCACACGUUAAUAGAUACUUUAUUUGACAAAACAACGAAAUCAUCAGUUAUAAGUGGGAUUACUUUAAAUGCUACAACAACGGAAACAGUAAACAAAUUCUCUACGAGUAGCAGUCACCCUUCAGACUAUGAAGAAGAAGAUGAUGAGGACGAAGGAUUCUCUCUGGGAAGUGUUUUAAAACUCUUGUUGAGUGAAACGUACGACACGACAACUUCUGCCCCUAAGAAGAAACCGCCGACCACAACUCAUAUACCAAAAGUAGUUUCAACUACAGCAGCGACCACGACAACGAGGAAACAGUCAAAUAUUCCACCGUUUGUUCCUCUAACACAACAUUUCCCUUACAUUCCUCCGAAACAAUCACUUCAUCGAUUCAAUACAGUUGAUAGAAUUGAUCAUUUGGUGUUGGGAGAAGCAAGCGCCAUCAGGACGACCACCACACAGGCACCUGUCACUUACAAACCGGUCACUUACACCACAACCAAAAAGAUUUUCACUACCAAACCCACUCAGAGGCCGGUCAUCACAAAGUCCGUUGAAAUUAACAGCAAGGAAGGCUUUGUAAGUCAAUCGGUAGAAAAGCGUCCUACCUCUAAUCUAUUCUCCGGGUUCGGUCUGGGUUUACCGAAACUAGCCGGCUGUAAUAUCUAUGGACGAAUGUACCGGGUUGGUAGGAUCAUCGCCGAGUUGUCUUCGCCGUGCCAAGAAUGUAAAUGCACCGAGGUUGGAGUUCAAUGCCGUUCUUUAGGUUGUUGAGAACCGUUUCUUUUUAACUUAUUCAGAGAUGAACUUACUCAGAAUUGAAAAGUAGAACAAGAAAGCGGACUGCGAACAGUUCUGUACAGAGAAUGGAUCAGUGUGAUUGUUAGCAUAAGAUCGAUUUAGACAAAUAUUUAAUUUUAUAUCUUAGAGAUUAAAUACUUUUAUAUUCAGAAGCAACAGUUUACAGACGUUAGCUUUGAUCUCACAUAGAAAUAAAUCAAAGGAAUUCAUGUUGAAAAUUCAGGUCCACACAUAACAAACUGACUUGCCUCAAUAGAUUAGUGUAUAGAAAAAAUAUAUUUAAUAAUAGAAUUUUAGGAAUUCGAAGAUAAGAAUUGUUUUAAGAAAUUUAAUAAUAAAGGAACUCCCAUGACGAUGAAGUCUUCAGUUUGUUAAAAUUUACAUUAACACAAGUAAAUGUAGAUUGUUAAGAGCCGACAACAGGAACAAGCAUUAUUAUCAAAUGACGACCAGCUGAAGGAAAUCGACAAAUAAAAAAUAUACAU
Danaus plexippus (monarch butterfly) is the source of this 3971-nucleotide messenger RNA. RefSeq lists its product as uncharacterized. The transcript has 11 exons. Gene Ontology annotation, molecular function: protein binding. NCBI's taxonomy places the organism in Eukaryota, Metazoa, Arthropoda, Insecta, Lepidoptera, Nymphalidae. The record is from RefSeq and is a predicted model, not a curated record. The coding region runs from base 13 to 3459 and encodes 1148 amino acids.